Closterium sp. Naga37s-1 is the source of this 4056-nucleotide messenger RNA. Lineage: Eukaryota; Viridiplantae; Streptophyta; Zygnematophyceae; Desmidiales; Closteriaceae. The record is from the annotation of a GenBank genome assembly.
AUGUCGCCUCCACUCGAGGCCUGUCGCCUUGCUAUGUCCCUUGCUAAACCCUCCCCGUGCUGCCCGUCGCAGCGCUCUCUCUCCCCUCCCCUCGGUUCGGGUCGCCUCGCUAUCUCUCCCCUCCCAUCCCAACGCAUCGCCAUCUCUCCCCUCCCAACCCGUCGCCUCGCUUUUUCUCCCCUCCCAUCCCGCACCCUUCCUCUCCCGUCGCCCGUCUUCUCUCCCGUCGCCCUUCCUCUCCCGUCGCCCUUCGCUCCCGUCGCCCUUCAUUCUCUCUCGUCGCCCUUCUCUCCCGUCGUCCUUCUCUCCCGUCGUCCUUCUCUCCCGUCGCCCUUCUCUCCCGUCGCCCUUCCUUCACUCCCGUCGCCCUUCCUUCUCUCUCGUCGCCUUUCUUCUCUCCCGUCGCCCUUCUCUCCCGUCGCCCUUCUCUCUCACGUCGCCCUUCUCUCCCGUAGCCCUUCUCUCCCGUCGCCCUUCUCUCCCGAUGAUAAUGCCCAGCAACUUGUUAGUAUAUUUCUUGAAACAUAUUUUUGUAAAUAUUUACCUCCCCUUCCCGCCGCCUUCGCUCUCUCCCCUCCCUUCCCAUCUCCUUCGCUAUCUCCCCUCCCUUCACGUCGCCCCCCCUCCCUCCUCUCCCUUCCCAUCUCCUUCGCUCUCUCCCCUCCCUUCCCGUCGCCCUCGCUCUCUCCUCUCCCGUCCCAUCUCCUUCACUCUCUCCCCUCCCUUCCCGUCGCCCUCGCUCUCUCCUCUCCCUUCCCAUCUCCUUUGCUCUCUCCCCUCCCUUCCCGUCGCCCUCGCUCUCUCCUCUCCCGUCCCACCUCCUUCGCUCUCUCCCCUCCCUUCCUGUCUCCCUCGCUCUCUCCUCUCCCUUCCCAUCUCGUUCGCUCUCUCCCCUCCCUUCCCGUCGCCCUCGCUCUCUCCUCCCCCACCCAAUUUCCCCUCUAUCGCCCAACUCGUCGCCCUCGCGCGCGCUUUAGAACGCCCUCCCCGCCCCUUCUUAUAUCCCCUCGAAUCACCCACCUCGUCGUUCCUAUCACCCACCUCAUCGCCCUCGCUCUCUCCUCGAAACGCCCUCCCGUCGCCCUUCUUCUCUCCCCUCCCAUCAUCCAUCUCGUCGCCCUCGCGCUCUACCUCACACCGGGGUUUAUCCAGCGUUAUCGUGGCAGACUGAAUCCGUCAGUGCCGUCAGCAUCCUCCCAGCACACGCUACCGGCGUCCUCCCGGAAUUCGCUCUCGACUGGACGAGGACGAGAUCAUGCUCCUGCCGGCAAGCACCAGUCUACUAUUGAAGAAGGUCGAACGGUGGUCUCUCCCGCGACUGACGCCGCACCCCUGCAGGGGUCCGUUCAAGAAAAAAGACCUGCCACGUCACCAGGAUCUGUUCGGUCCGUCGCCAACGGCUGGGAUGAGCUGGAUAAUCUGGAGGAUACGACGGUGAGGCGGAGCGCGCGGAGUAGCGCGGGAAGUAGGGGAGGCGGGGCGCGGAGGACCGGCAGUGCGCGGUUCCGGGUCGCAGAGGAGCUGCGCCGGAAGCACCGGGAGCGGAGCCAGGCGCAGGAAACGCGGAAACAAGGGGAACGGUACGAGGCGCAGCAGGUUCCGCCAUACCGGGAAGGGCAGCCGCAGCAAGCGCAGCAGCAACAGCAGCAGCGGCGAUACUCCGAGAACACGCGUGCAUUUGAGCCGGAAGUGGUUCUCGAGGGGCCUAACGAGGGCGGCGAGGAGUGGAAGAGAGCAGCGGGUCGCGUGUGGGAAUGGAUAGCUGUGAAGAGCGGAAACGGCGCCGCCGGCGGCGGCGUCGGCGCUUGGUCGUUCUUUGAGCCGUUGUCUGCGAAAUAUUCUGCUGGUAACAUUUCGCCCGGUUCCGAGGGAGGUUUCGCGGAUCUCGUUCUUCUCGCAAUCUUUCGCGUCGUCCGCUUCUUCCGCCGAGCGGCUGCUUCGCUCAGCGCCACCAUCGUCGCCGCGCUACCGUCGACUUCCCAAACGACACUGAUAAAGGCCGUGGUGGACGGUGCGCUGCUGCUCUCAGGAGUGUGGCUGCUGCGAGGCGUCUUCGAGUUUCCCGCCGUCUCUUCUCGAGCUGUGUCCAAGGCCUCACAUCUUCGUCCGUCCCUUUUCUCUUCUCUCCCCGGCCAUCCCUCACCAGGCCGCCGCCAGCCCCCCUUUUCUGGCGUUCAGCCCGUCCCUGGUAGAGUCGCUUCCGUCGAAGUAGAUUAUAGCGCGUACAGAGAUCACGCAUCAUGGCACGAGGGCGAGCGGUACACGGCAGGGGAGGGAUUCGGUAGGCGGAACGGGCGAUUUGAGCGGUGGGAGGGGGUGAGCGACGACGAGCUGGGAAUUGGAUAUGCGUCGAACGGAUAUGCGUCGGGUGGGGACAGCGAGAGUAGCCUGAGCGGAGUAGCCAAUGGAAUCAGCCAUAACGGAGCAGACGCAGAGAUAAAUUUGAACCCUAGCAUCGAUUCGGCUGCUACCGAGACAGUUGGACGAAUCGUGGGUGAUACCAACCAUCGGCCACGAGCAGCUGCUGACGUCAGUGCGUACGACCAUAGCGAAGCGGUCGCAGCUGCUUAUGGCGCGGAUGCUUUCCAUUCUGUAAAUGGUACAACUGCUGCUGCUGCUGCUGCCGCUGCGGCUGCUGCCGCCGAACAUUCCAAUGUACAUAAUUCUAGGAGUGGUGUGCGCAUCAUCGGCAGCAGCAUCGGCAGCAGCGUUGGCAGCAGGGGUAUGCGCGUGUACGGGUGUUGCAACGGCACCUGCCCUGCUUGCAGAACGCCCGCGUUUACCAAAGCAGUCCAUGGCGGGGAUAGGGCCAUGAGUGAUGUGCAAGGAGUUAAUAGACCUGGCAGGGGCAGCGGGCAUAAUAGUGUGGCAGGGGUUGACAGGGCUGGAAUGCUGGUGGAGAAGGAAAGUGUAGCGGCAACCUCAGGUGCAGUCGCAGGUGUAAGUUCAGAGAUGAGAGCAUGGAACGAGGCUUUUGUCGCUAGUGCUCCGCCCCUAGUCCCUACUUAUGAAGAUGGUGCUCCUGCUGCUUCCGCUGCUCGUGGCGUGGGCGGGUUUCACGACGUAGCCUCUGCUUCCCCUGUGUCGGACGAUUAUUUUUCACCCGUGCUGCCCGAUUCUAUUGCUCACGCUAACGCGGCGAGGAGGCUGGAAUCCGUCCGAUUGGACCUCAAACGCCACGUGGCUGCUGAAACGGCUAAUUCUUCUGCUGCUCCUGCUGCUACAGCACCUCCUGCUGUUACUGCCCCAGCAGCCGCUGGCAAUACUGCUAGGGUACCUGGUUUCCUUGACCCAGCGGGAACAGCAGCAGCAGCAGCAGAACCUGCAGCAGUAGGUCUAGGUGCAGAGGAGUGGAGAUGGGAAGACGCGAGCAGAGAGGAUGACAUGAACCUCAACGCGGUCUUCCUUGAAAAUUUCUGCGAGUGGCCGCGCAAACGCGUUGCUGUGGCUGCUGCUGGGACCAGGGUGGACCCGCCUUACCGAGUGGAUAGGGUGGGGCGGGCGGGCAGGGCCGACCGGGUGGGGCCUGCUGUGGGGAGAGCAGGUGCGGGAGGGGAGAACAGGGCGGCGCCUAGCAGGGCGGCGCCUGUGAGUGAGAGCGAUGGGGUACAGCCAAGGCAAUGGGAUGUGCACGCCAGUGCGAUGGGAGGAGAGAUAGGAGGCAUGGCGCAGGAGAGCAAGAAGAGUGUUCCUGGGGGGGCUGGCCUGAGCCUGGACUCGUUUGGGUUGGAUUCCCUGGGGUUGGAUGCGCUGGGGUUUGAUGCGUGGCAGGCGUUCAUGUGGGCGUCUGACAGGAUCUAUGGGAGCAGCUAUGGGGACUACAGCUUCCACCGCAGGCAGGGGGGGACAGGGAGAGCAGGGGGGGCUGGGGGAGCGGGGGGAGCUGGGGGAGCAGGGGGAGCAGGGGGGACUGGAGGGGCAAGGGGACAGGGGUUGCUGGGAGGAGAACGAGGGCAGCAGCAGGCAGGACAGGGGGGGCUGUCUGGCAGCAGGAGGGGUAUGCCGGGCUGGGGGAGGCAGGCAGCAGAGCGGUGGUUGGUCAACGACGCGGUCUAG